Molecule: messenger RNA, 1483 nt
Organism: Diabrotica virgifera virgifera (western corn rootworm)
Lineage: Eukaryota; Metazoa; Arthropoda; Insecta; Coleoptera; Chrysomelidae
Product: ubiquitin-conjugating enzyme E2 R2
Exons: 4
Coding region: 374-1099 (241 amino acids)
Biological process (GO): ubiquitin-dependent protein catabolic process; protein polyubiquitination
Molecular function (GO): ubiquitin conjugating enzyme activity
Source: RefSeq, a predicted model, not a curated record
CAAAGCAAAGCAGUUACGCGCAGGCUUUAAUCGACCAGCUGUUUUGUAGUUUUGUUCCUGUCUGUCUGUAGGUCUGUCAUAAUAAUUUUAGAAAACAUUACGAUCAUUUAUUAAUUUGUGAAGUUUCGAAAUAUAAUUAAUAAAAUAUUAAAUCCGCAGCGUUUAAAAUUUAGUACACACAAAUAUCUAUUGUUCUUCCUUGAAUAUUCUCAAAUUUAUUUUACAAAUUAGUCUGGAGUUGACAGCUUAUCGUUUUCAAGGAGUUUUGUUGGAAUGGCGUCUCGAUAAGUAAAGUUGAAUAAAAUAGUGUGUACGUUGUGUAGUGAGAAUAAAUCUGACUUAAAAACGGGACAUUAGUGCUUUGUGAACAGACAUGGCAAACAAAGCAACUAGUAGUGCUCUAAGGGCUUUAAAUGUUGAGUACAAAAGUUUGUUAGAAGAACCAGUUGAAGGCUUUUGUGUAAAACUUGUUAAUGAAGAUAAUCUUUUCGAAUGGGAAGUUGCUAUUUUUGGUCCCCCUGACACCCUGUACAUGGGUGGUUGUUUCAAGGCUAGAAUGAAAUUCCCCACAGACUAUCCAUAUUCACCACCGUCAAUUAGAUUUUUAACGAAAGUUUGGCAUCCAAAUGUUUAUGAAAAUGGUGAUUUAUGCAUCAGUAUUCUCCAUCCCCCAAUAGACGACCCACAAUCGGGCGAACUACCCUGCGAGCGUUGGAAUCCUACACAGAACGUGCGUACGAUUUUAUUAUCAGUAAUUUCUCUCCUAAACGAACCGAAUACCUUCAGUCCUGCCAACGUUGAUGCGUCCGUAAUGUAUCGCCGUUGGCGCGAUUCAAAAGGAAAGGAUAAAGAAUAUGAAAAUAUUAUUAGAAAACAAGCUAUGGCUGCCCGAGCUGAAGCAGAAAGAGAUGGUUUAAAAGUCCCGUUAACUCUGGAAGAUUAUUGCAUCAAAACGCAAGUGAAACCUAAUAGUUCCGAGCCCCAAAUAGAAAUGACUGACUUUUACGACGAUGACUACGAUGAAGAGUACGACGAUCCUUCAGAUGGUUCUGAAUAUGCAGAAGAAGAUGACAACGACAGCGGAAACGGAGAAUUGUGAUGUCGCUAAAAAUAAAUCUAUUUUUUUCGAAUAUUUAAUUUAGAAUAAUUUUGCAUACUGAAUUAUUUAACUCUUCAAAUGAGUCUUUUAAAGUGCUUCAAGUUUUAGUUCAGUAGAACGUGUAUAGUCCUAUUUUUAUCGUUUCUAUAAGAAAUAUUGAAGACUAAUCUGUACAAUGUACAUUUUGUCAAUUACAAUAAAAUUGUUAAUAUAAAUGAAAACUUGAAAGUUUUUCGGAAAUUGGAUUUGAAAUACUUCUUCGUUGGAAGGUAAAUAAUAUAUUUAUUAAGGAAAUUUUAUUCAGUUAAACUUUAUUUAACUCCUUAUUGAGGAAUCAGAUUAGUGUAAUAAGCAAUUGUAAAAUAAAUUAUGUACAUACUUUCA